Molecule: messenger RNA, 885 nt
Organism: Didymodactylos carnosus
Lineage: Eukaryota; Metazoa; Rotifera; Eurotatoria; Philodinida; Philodinidae
Source: the annotation of a GenBank genome assembly
AUGAAAACAGUUAGAUGCUCAAUGAUGUCACAGUAUUUUCUUCAAUGGCUUGUGUUCGUCGAUCUUGUUUGUUCACAAUUUCAGUCGCUUAUUCACGUUGGCGAUUUCGGUACAUCAUUUGCACCUGCUGAUCUAAUUGAGUUAAUAAAUACAAUCUCGGUAUCAUCACAAAUCAGUUGUGCACAAACAUGUAAUGUGAAUUCGUUGUGUCGGACAUUCGAUUAUGAUACAUUAUCUAAACGAUGUCGACUAUUUGAAGGUGAAAUAACAACUGGUCAAGUGAAUAGAUCAGCAGCUAUCCCACCAACAUCAAGAGUUAGUAGUAUUGCAUAUACACAACUACUUUAUUUAGCCUAUAACCAAACAUGUGAUCGAUGUCAAGAGAACUUGCGAUCAGCACAACAACACGUAACACUGACGAGGGAACAUAUGCAAGCAGUGGUAUUACUUCGGCCACAACCACGUAAAUAUGAAUUUUUAAAGGCAAUAACAACAACAAAUGCAGCUGGCUAUUCGUAUGUAGCUAGCAUCAAUUCAAAUUGUCAACCAUAUUUGUGUGGUGAACGUUUAGACGUAGCAACUACUGCCACAUUAACAAAUAUAACUAUUAUUAUUAUUGUUCAAAAAACCGUUAAUGCUGCAUAUAAGACUACGACAUACAAUACUGCACGGUCACUUAUACAACAAACGUAUAUUGAUAAUGGUACAACAAUUACUUAUAUAUGGACACUAUUAACAGGAAUGGUAUUUCCAAUAAAUCAGUCCCCACUUACAGUUGAAGCACAAUUUGAUUUAUAUGGUACAUCACAAAACACAACAGGAGAUACGUUCAGUAUCAUAGCCCAAGGAAAUAGUGUAACAACUAUGAGCACCGGACAUUUUUAG